Molecule: messenger RNA, 1041 nt
Organism: Symbiodinium natans
Lineage: Eukaryota; Dinophyceae; Suessiales; Symbiodiniaceae
Source: the annotation of a GenBank genome assembly
AUGGGAAUCCCGGUCUUCAGCGUGACAGAGAACAUGACAAAUCACGCCUUUGCCACGACUGUGCUGGGCAAUGAGCUCCUCGAGGGUUGGAAGACGAAGACGGGCCCAUUGGGCAACAUGACCCCGGCCUAUGAUGUGACACCGCCACCGCUGCGCUCACAAGAUGGCAAGCCGGUCGACCCACCGACCCUUCCAAAACUUAAUUUGUGCUCGCUUGAAGGUGAGGGUGGUGGACUCCGGCUGCACCUCCCGCAGUCGGUGAGGUCCGAGUGGUUGCUGGACCCCAUCCGGUCCCGAGAAUGGAGAGCAAUGCUGGCGAAGUUCGGCCGGAGCUACACCUUGGCAGGUACCCAGGCAGAGGCCAAUGGUGCUGCCGGUGAAGCGCCUGUGGCUGUCAAUGCAGCAGCGGCCACAAUCAAGAAAGUUGAUGACUUGCAGAAUGUUUGCCAGACGAUUGCUGGACCGCCCGGGUCCAACAUCAUGUUCAAGAUCACAGAGGGCCCGGAACUUUGGGUAUGUGCGUCUGGUGGGGAAGGCUGCCUGGACACCAAGUUCGCGCUUUGUCACGGUGCAGGAACAUGGCUGGUGGAAGCCAAGUGUGACAAGUUCAUGGAGGACCAUCCGGGAAAGGCGUUCCUUUUCAACCUGGACAAUGACAUGGUCAAGGUGAUCUAUGAGCAAAGGGGCUCGGACUCUGACCCGAUGACCAUGUGCAAGUGCAUUCAAGAUCUUGAAAAGACUGGCCACCCUGAUUUGACCAUCGGUGGGCACGAACAUCGACGUCCAGCCGAAGUGUCAAAUGGCUCCGGGGAAGAUCAGUUUGAGACACUGGGCUGCUUUGGGCAAUGGCGUCCAUUCAGAAUUGCAGUGAGAGUUCUUGACGUAACAGGAGUGAAUCAACUGAGGCUCAAAAGGAACAAAAACUUGUGCUGGCGCCCGAAUGCAGUGCAAGCUGCCAAUGCCAAAUUGACCAGUUUGAUGUCGGUGUUCGAGCCAAAGCUGCUGGAGGACAGCCAGCACAUUGCCUUCUGUUGCCAGUAG